UGCAAUGGUAACAAAUUUUAUAACAUAACCUCAGUUUUUUAUGUCACUUGCCAAGAAAACAGACUUUUUUAUCGAAACACAGUUAUAUUUCAAAUACGAGUAUUGUUCAUAUUUAUUACAAUUCGCGUAGUUUUGUGAGUGCAAUGAUGGUACGAAGGGACAAUUUCUUUAUUUAUAACUUUAUAAUACAUUUUUUGUGUCCAUGAUCUUAAACUAAAUUCCUAUUUUAAUCCCACUGACGUGUCCCGAUUCUAGUUAUAAUAUUUCUAUAAUAGACAAAUAGUGAUAAUUCAGUCUUAAAAAUGUUAAGUGUUAAACCACCAUGGUUGGUGUAGUUUCAAUAGUUGAGAAAAAUCGCUUUAUUUGAUCAAAUGGAGACACUGUGUGAGCAUGUUGACGCCGACGACGAAAAUUUCCUCCUCGAUGAUGAAAACGCUAUCAAAAGCUGUAAUAAAUGCAAAAGUCCUUCCAAUGGUUUUGUAACAAUGGACGACCACGUUGACACCCUUGAAGAUUCACCACUUCUCAUCAAUGAUUGCUAUCAUGACGAAUUCCAUUGCCACAACAUUUUGCAACAAUCCGAAGACAAAAAAGCCUGGAAGAAACUCCUAAUUGCGGCAAUUCUGUGCUUCUUUUUUAUGAUUACGGAACUAAUUGGUGGUUUUAUUGCCGGUAGUCUUGCCGUAAUGACAGAUGCGGCGCAUCUUUUCUCAGAUUUUAUCGGGUUUCUUAUUUCGCUUUUAUCAAUUUGGGUGGCACGUAAAGCUCCCACAAGAAAUAUGACUUUUGGGUAUUACAGAGCAGAGGUUUUGGGCGCAUUUUUGAGCGUUUUAACCGUUUGGUUACUCGCCGGCGUUUUUGCAGUACUUGCAAUUAACAGAUUGUUGAAGAAAGAAUACGAUAUUGAAGCUAAUACUAUGAUGUUGGUGGCCUCAUUAGGCCUUGUUGUAAAUAUUGUGAUGGGGGCUGUGCUUUUCGGCUUUUGUCACAACCACAGUCAUGGCCUUAGCGACCAAAGCAAUUCGAAUAUUAACGUGCGAGCUGCAGCAGCUCACGUUCUGGGCGACCUUUUACAAAGUUUAGGGGUGCUUAUAGCUUCAAUUAUUAUUAAAGUGUUUCCUAGUGCCAAAGUGGCCGACCCGAUUUGCACUUUAAUUUUUUCAGCGGUUGUUAUUUUCACAACUGCUAAAGUUGCAAAAGAUUCCAUUUGGUUGUUACUGGAAGGCAGUCCCAAACAUUCCGGUGAUCUAGCAUUUGAGUUAUUAAAUAUUUCGAAUGUUAGACAUCUUCAUAAUUUACAUAUCUGGGCUCUAUCUCCUGGGAAGGAUGCCGUUUCAGUCCAUUUGUGUGUUGAUAAAUACUCUAAUCGUGAUUCUAUUUUAAAGAAAGCUAAUUCACUCAUUAAGAGUCGAUUAAAUGUGAUAAGUUGUACUAUUCAGAUUGAAACUUAUAGUUUAGAGUUGAUUAAUUCGUGUAAGUUUUGUCAGUCGAUGCAGUGCUGACAAUGUUCUAAAGACAAGUUUGUAAUUUUUCCAAUUUAUUUAUUUAUAUUAUUACAAUAAGUGUCAUUGGAAGAGCAAUCACUGUCCAAAUAGCUGUUUUUAUAAUACUGAAAUAAAGUGAUUGACUGAA
Tribolium castaneum (red flour beetle) is the source of this 1632-nucleotide messenger RNA. Its product is annotated as proton-coupled zinc antiporter SLC30A2. The record is from RefSeq and is a predicted model, not a curated record. The transcript is spliced from 5 exons. Gene Ontology annotation, molecular function: zinc ion transmembrane transporter activity. NCBI's taxonomy places the organism in Eukaryota, Metazoa, Arthropoda, Insecta, Coleoptera, Tenebrionidae. Bases 372 to 1502 code for a protein of 376 amino acids. Gene Ontology annotation, biological process: response to zinc ion; zinc ion transmembrane transport. Gene Ontology annotation, cellular component: plasma membrane.